AUGGGUUAUCUUUUCUGCAAUGCAGAGUCUGCAAUUGCUACAUGCGAUCCACACUAUUGGGAUCUCAAAAAAAGAAACAAAUCAAUAACAAAUGGUACUCACACUAUCAAGGAGUUUCUCUACAUCGACCUCGUCGCCGCCACAAACGGUUUCUCCGAUGAUAGCUACUUAGGUAAAGGAAGCCACGGCAGAGUUUACAGAGCAAAGUUAAACGGCGGCAAUCUGGUUGUUGCCGUUAAAACAACGAAGCAAACUACAAAGAUUACACAUAGCCACGCCGUGACCUGCACCGGUUGCGGUAACUGUACGAGUCCUGCUGAGAAUGAGAUCGAGAUUCUUUCUCAAGUUCCAAGUCCUCGCCUCGUGAAUCUCAUCGGUUACUGCACCGACCCAAACGGCAAUAAAUUAAUUGUCGUUGAAUACAUGCCUAACGGUUCGCUUCAUGAUUUAUUACAUUCCGCGUCUAAACCGCCCGGUUGGACCAGACGAGUCCGGUUCGCAUUGCAAGUUGCAAAAGCGGUUCGAACCUUGCACGGUUCUAACCCUCCAGUGAUCCACCGUGAUAUUAAAUCCUCCAACGUUUUAAUCGAUCAGGAUUGGAAAGCAAGACUCGGUGACUUCGGUUUAGCACUUCGAGGACACGUGGAAGACGUUCGCGUUAAGUGUACGCCACCUGCGGGGACGUUAGGGUACCUCGAUCCAUGCUAUCUUGCGCCGGGGGAUCUUAGUGCGAAGAGUGAUGUCUUCAGUUUUGGGAUCUUGUUGUUGGAGAUAAUCAGUGGAAGAAAUGCUAUUGAUGUUAAUUAUAGUCCUCCUUCGGUUGUUGACUGGGCGGUGCCUUUAAUUAGAAGAGGCGACUUCGCCGGAAUCUGUGAUCGGAGAAUAGGAACCCCGUCGGAUAUGUCGGUGAUGCGGCAGAUUGCGGUGCUUGCGGCUAGAUGUGUUAGAUCGACAGCGGAGAAACGGCCGGCGAUGGUGGAGGUUGUGGAGUGUCUUAAACUGGCUGGGAAGAAGAUUCAGUCGUCGCCGAUUUGGAAUAGUUUCAGGUGGCGCGUGACACGAGUGGAGAGUGCGCAACCGUUGAUGAAGUGGGAAGCGUAUGAUCAAGAUUACGAUCCAGAUUAUGAUUAUAAUUAUGAUUAUGAUUAUCAUAAUGAUUGUAAUGAUUGGGAUAAUAAGAGUGAUGAGGUUGUUGUGAAAAUCAUAAAGAGUGGGAGUAGUAGCAGAAGGAAGAGUAAAGUAUCCAGUGUAGCGAGUGCAGAGUCUGUGAGUAAACACUCCAAGAAAGUGGCGAGAUCUAAGCCGUCAAAAAAAGUAACUAGAUCUAAAACCGUUGGUUCUUCUUCUGGUUUUGCUAGUAGCUGUAGCAGGAAGAGUGGGAUUCAAAUUCAAAUAGUUUCAGAGAAAACGCGUGCAAUGAAGCUGAAAAAGUCAAAGUCAACGGGGAUGUUGCAAGAACCUCAUUUGGGUGAGACUGAGACGAUAGCAUUAACCAUGUCAAAGUUGGUUAUUAGAGAUAAUAAGAAGUUGGAAAAGAAGAUGCUUGAAAAACCGUUGGUUUACUCGCAUGGUUGGGAGUCUGAAUAA
This is a messenger RNA of Lathyrus sativus (Indian pea), 1587 nucleotides long. Lineage: Eukaryota; Viridiplantae; Streptophyta; Magnoliopsida; Fabales; Fabaceae. The record is from the annotation of a GenBank genome assembly.